AUGCGGUGGCUGUUGAGGAGGUGUGGCCAGUCGGCGGUGAUCGGGAAUGGAUCGAGCAAUUCGUUUUCUCCGUCAAGGUUAGAGUUUAGCGAGGUGAGGAGGAGUUUGGUGACGAGCUGCAGAGCAGUGUUACUGCCGCGGUUCGGGGGGCCGGAGGCGCUGGAGCUCAGGGACGACGUCGGCGUACCUGAUCUCAAGCCUAACGAGGUCCUCGUGCGGGCUCGGGCCGUCUCGGUCAAUCCGUUGGACUGCAGGAUGCGCGAAGGAUAUGGCCGUUCACUGUUCGAACCACUUUUGCCAUUGAUAUUAGGCCGUGAUGUUAGUGGUGAAGUUGCAGCUGUUGGAAGUUCUGUGCGUUCUCUCAGCAUUGGCCAAGAAGUAUUUGGUGCAUUGCAUCCUACUGCCGUGAGGGGUACUUAUGUGGACUAUGCAAUUCUCGCAGAAGAUGAACUUGUUCGAAAGCCAGAAUCAAUUUCGCAUGUGGAAGCAAGUGCUAUCCCGUUUGCUGCCUUGACUGCUUGGCGUGCUCUGAGAAGCACAGCAGAUAUAAAAGAGGGUCAAAGAGUGUUGGUGUUGGGUGGAGGUGGAGCUGUAGGCUUUUCAGCAAUUCAGCUUGCUGUUGCCUAUGGAUGUAAUGUCUGUACAACCUGUGGAAGUGAAAGUAUUAGCCGUAUGUUAGCAGCUGGUGCCGAGCAGGCUGUUGAUUAUGCAACUGAGAAUUACGAAGUAUCCCUUAAAGGAUACUUUGAUGCCGUAUUAGACACAAUUGGGGUACCCGAGACUGAGAGGAUUGGUGUCAAUGUCUUGAAGAAAGGUGGGCAUUACAUGACAUUGCAGGGAGAAUCUGCAUCCUUGACCGAUACGUACGGUCUCAUGAUUGGCCUUCCAUUGUCAACUGCAAUUUUACUCAAGAAGCAAAUGCAAUAUCGAUAUUCUCAUGGGAUAGAAUAUCAUUGGACUUACAUGAGGUCAGACGAUGAAGGUUUAGAAGAAAUUCGGCGGCUCUCUGAGGCCGGGAAGCUGAAAGUGCCAGUUGAGAAGACUUUUCCCAUUGCACAGGUUAGAGAGGCCCACGAGGCUAAGGACAAGAGACUCGUUUUCGGUAAAGUUGUUCUAGAACUUGAUUAA
This is a messenger RNA of Striga hermonthica, 1128 nucleotides long. NCBI's taxonomy places the organism in Eukaryota, Viridiplantae, Streptophyta, Magnoliopsida, Lamiales, Orobanchaceae. The record is from the annotation of a GenBank genome assembly.